Messenger RNA from Candoia aspera, 1533 nucleotides. Its product is annotated as vomeronasal type-2 receptor 26-like. NCBI's taxonomy places the organism in Eukaryota, Metazoa, Chordata, Lepidosauria, Squamata, Candoiidae. Gene Ontology annotation, cellular component: plasma membrane. Gene Ontology annotation, molecular function: G protein-coupled receptor activity. Bases 1 to 1533 code for a protein of 510 amino acids. The transcript is spliced from 4 exons. Gene Ontology annotation, biological process: G protein-coupled receptor signaling pathway. The record is from RefSeq and is a predicted model, not a curated record.
AUGAUAGCUACAGGGGCUCUGCCUCAUGCCUCGGGUAAGGAUUCUACUGCUAAGUGUCCUAUUGGUGAACCUCCUUCUAUUCUCCACAAGUAUUACCAGCAAGGCAAUUUCAUCAUUGCAGGCAUUUUCUCUCAGAUCUACAUUUUUUCCAGUCCAAUCAGCUUUCAGAAGCAGCCUUCUGAAGAACACUUUGAUGACCUUGUGAUGUUCACUCAGAAUUACCAGCACAUCCUGGCCUUGGCAUUUGCUGUGAGGGAAAUCAAUGAGAAUAACCAACUCUUACCCAAUUUCACUUUGGGCUUCCACAUUUUAAAUAGCCAUUUUUUUGCAAGAUGGACCUACAUUGCCUCUAUGGAACUUCUAUCCACAAAGGACAAAUUCAUCCCUAACUACAAAUGUGGUAUUCAUGAUAACAUUGUGGGAGUCAUUGGGGGACCAAAUUCCCAAGUCUGCCUCCACAUGACAAACAUCCUGAGCACCUAUAAAGUUCCACAGAAAAGGCCUCGUUCUAUCUGUAAUGACAAUUGUCACUCAGGUUCAAGUAGAGCCAAAAUAGAAGGAAAGCCGUAUUGCUGCUAUGAGUGCCUUCCUUGUCCAGAAGGGAGGAUUACAAAUCAUAAAGACAUGGAUGAUUGUUUCCCAUGCCCAGAAGAACAGUAUCCAAACAACAACCAUGACUCGUGCCUUCCAAAACAUAUAGUUUUCCUGUCUUAUGAAGACCCAUUAGGGACCAGUUUGGCCACUACAGCAAUUGUCCUUGCUUGCAUGGCUACUGUGGUACUUGGGAUCUUCAUCAAAUACCAGGACACCCCCAUCGUCAAGGCCAACAACCGGAACAUCACCUACCUUCUCCUUGUCUCCCUUCUGCUCUCAUUCCUUGGCACUUUAUUAUUCAUUGGACAGCCUGAAAAGGUGACUUGCCUUUUGCGACAACCUGCUUUUGGGAUUGUCUUCUCGGUGGCCAUUUCUUGUGUAUUGGCCAAAACCAUCAUUGUGAUUUUAGCUUUCAUGGCUUCAGUGCCAGGAUCCAAGGUGAAGAGAUGGCUGGGAAAAGGAUUAGAUAAUUACAGUGUUGUUUCCUGCUCCUUCAUUCAAGUUGUUCUUUGCACUGUAUGGCUUGUAACCUCUCCCCCAUACCCAGAUGCUGAUUUGAAUUUUGUUGCAGAUGAAAUCAUCCUGGGAUGCAACGAAGGUUCCCCUCUCAUGUUUUACUGUGUCUUGCUUUACCUUAUUUUCCUUGCCAUUGUUGGUUUCAGUGUGGCUUUCGAAGGACGGCAUUUACCGGACAGUUUUAAUGAGACCAAGUUUAUCUUCUUCAGCCUGUUGUGUUUUUGCAGUGUCUGGUUGUCCUUUUUCCCCACAUAUUUGAGCACCAAGGGGAAAUACAUGGUGGCUGUGGAGAUCUUUUCCAUACUAUCUUCUAGUGCAGGGUUACUGGGCUGCAUCUUUUUCCCCAAAUGCUUUGUUAUUCUAUUAAGGCCUGACCUGAAUAAUAAAAAGCAAUUAAUGAAAGGCAAGAAAGAAGAACUAUAA